UAUCUCUCACCAAAAUUGCAUUAUUUGAAUUGGCUACUACUGUGUAUUGUAAGUGGUAACGAAUAUGACUUCUGUCAAAAUUCUGUGAAGAUCUACAAUGAAUGUUGUUUACCCAGCAGGUGGAUAUGACGUCACGGAUUUGGAACAUCAGAAAAUAACAUCCAAAUUCGCGAUAAUUUUUUCUUUCCAUGCGAAUUAAAAUGUAAUAACAUUAGAAAGAGCUCGCUCUCUUAUUCGAGACAGAACGUGGCGUGAAGUCUAGAUUAUUUUAACGGUAACAGCGCUCUCCGUGAAUGCAGCAGAGAUGUAUCCUCGCAGUUAAAGUUAGUCCCCCAAGCGGAGUAAUGUUGGUAGUAUUUACAGUGUGAAUAUUGCAUGCUUACUUGGUAUACAAGAUCGAGUGUACAUUUCAUUAUCUCUAGCACAGAAUUGUCUACUGCGUGCACCUACCAUUGUCGAUUGGUGUAAUCUGUGAACUCCUGAUGGUCCCGCCUCUGAAGACCCUGAGCUGAAUUUUCAUUGGAAGAAUGGAACGCCAGUCUUUCCUACACAAGUGAACACGUGGGUGCUCUGAUUGGCUGAAUACUUUCUGCACUGUUGUCUGGCUGGCUGCCAGCGCCUGCCUUGCCCCUGAUCAGAAGUGAACGUGACAUUUGUGCGGAGCCUGGAGACUCCAGUGGUGACCCCCUGUGGAGACAGAGAUCAAAGGCAAGGAGGCUGAAGUCACUACGCUGGAACUGAAGAUUGCUUUAAACGAGCAAGUCAUUGUAGAAGGUUUUUAAGUCAUGAUGCAAGAAUCUGGGAUCGAGGCGACAAGCAAUGGUCCAGCCAGUCAGAACAGAGCAGCGAGCGUGGAGGACGGGUCCAGGGACGCGAGGCCCAAGAGCGCCACGUCAGUGGACGUCAUGGCAGCUGACCUGAUCCAUCUCCAGCAGCAGCAGGCUCUUCAAGUGGCUAGGCAGAUCCUUCUACAGCAACAACAGCAACAACAACAACAACAACAACAACUGCAGCUUCAGCAAGGCACCGAUCUAAAAUCCCCCAAAGACAAUGAGAAUCAGCCAAGCCUACAGGUUCCAGUGUCAGUGGCUAUGAUGACACCCCAGGUAAUAACGCCUCAGCAGAUGCAGCAGAUCCUCCAGCAGCAGGUCCUGAGCCCUCAGCAGCUCCAGGUGCUCCUGCAGCAGCAACAGGCCCUCAUGUUACAACAGCAGCAACUCCAAGAGUUCUACAAGAAGCAGCAGGAACAGCUCCACCUCCAGCUCCUCCAGCAGCAACAUGCAGGCAAGCAGAGUAAAGAGCAGCAGCAGCAGGCCCAGCAGUUGGCCUUCCAGCAGCAGCUCAUGCAGGUCCAACAGCUCCAGCAGCAGCACCUGCUCAACCUCCAGAGACAAGGCCUGCUCACCAUCCAGCCUGGACAGACCGCCCUGCCCCUGCACUCGCUCACUCAGGGCAUAAAUCCAGCAGAGCUUCAGCAGCUGUGGAAGGAGGUGACGAACUUGAAGGAAGAGAACAGCAACAACAGCAACGGCCGCCGCGGCCUGGACCUGUCCUCGCCACAACUCCCCAAGAAGCCCCUCCUCAACCAACACGCCUCCACCAAUGGACAGUACAUGAGCCAUUCUCUGAAGAGAGAAGGAUCCACGCUAGAUGACUACCAACACUCUCACCACAGUCACCCGCUUUAUGGGCACGGGGUUUGCAAGUGGCCUGGAUGCGAGGCGGUGUUUGAGGACUUCCAGUCAUUCCUGAAGCAUCUCAACAAUGAGCACGCCCUGGACGACAGGAGCACAGCCCAGUGUCGGGUACAAAUGCAGGUUGUACAGCAGCUGGAACUGCAGCUAGCGAAAGACAAAGAGCGUCUGCAAGCCAUGAUGACGCAUCUCCACGUCAAAUCCACAGAGCCCAAACCCACCCCACAGCCACUCAACCUGGUGUCCAGCGUCACCCUGUCCAAGACAGCCCCCCAUGAGGCCUCACCCCCCCUGAGCCUGCCCCAGACCCCCACCACCCCCACGGCCCCCCUGACGCCCCUGUCCCAGGCCCACUCCGUCAUCACCCCCAACAGCAUCCACCACAGUGUGGGCCCCAUGCGCCGACGUUACUCUGAUAAGUACAACAUGCCAAUCUCCCCAGAUAUUGUCCAGAACAAAGAGUUCUACAUGAAUGCUGAAGUCAGACCUCCCUUCACGUAUGCCUCGUUAAUACGCCAGGGUAUCCUUGAAUCCCCGGAAAAGCAGCUAACACUAAAUGAAAUUUACAACUGGUUCACACGAAUGUUUGCAUAUUUCAGGCGCAAUGCCGCAACAUGGAAGAAUGCAGUCCGGCAUAAUCUUAGUCUUCACAAAUGUUUUGUGCGAGUAGAAAACGUUAAAGGGGCUGUGUGGACAGUGGAUGAACUAGAGUUCCAAAAGAGAAGGCCACAAAAGAUCACUGGAAGUCCAGCCUUAGUGAAGAACAUCCAGACCAGCUUGGGCUAUGGUCCGGCUCUCUCUGCAGCCUUCCAGGCUUCAAUGGCAGAAAACAAUAUACCUCUAUACACUACUGCUUCCAUUGGAAGUCCUACCCUCAACUCGCUGGCGAAUGCCAUCCGAGAGGAGAUGAUUGGAGCGAUGGACCAUGGAAACAGCAACGGCAGUGACAGCAGCCCAGGACGGUCUCCCUUGCCAGCUAUGCAUCACAUUAAAGAGGAACCGCUGGACCCGGAGGACCACGAAGGCCCCCUCUCCCUGGUGACGACGGCCAACCACAGUCCAGAUUUCGAUCACCACAGAGAUUACGAUGACGACCAGGGCCACGAUGACAUGCUGUAAGGUCGGGCCCCCAGGGGCCCCUCCCAGAGGCAGAACUAACCUUAGUCAUCUGUGAGACGCCACAACGUCACAGAUAAUACAGAUACAAGACUGCAGUCUCAGUCCUCUGAUGACAGCUAUCAAAUGUUUCCAAUUGACUUUUAGUGCCAUUAAAUACAUAGUGAAAAACACAAGAAAGAGAAUACGUCCCACUUGGGAGUAUUUUUGAUUUAUAUCUACUUUUUGGUUUAAGUGAACGAAAAAAAGAAAAAAGUAAUUUCUACUCUACAUGCGUUGGAUGGACAUGUUUGGUACUGGGGAUGACUUCUUGGUCAGCAUGCUGGCUUCAAAUCCAGGAUGGACUUGGACUUGCACUGUGCAGCCAGUAUGAACUUGGACCUGCACUGUGCAGCCAGUAUGGAUUGCAUACAGCCCACUCAACCACACUGAGCAUGGACUGCAGAGGGGUUCUCUCUCUCACACACACACAAA
Molecule: messenger RNA, 3284 nt
Organism: Oncorhynchus tshawytscha (Chinook salmon)
Lineage: Eukaryota; Metazoa; Chordata; Actinopteri; Salmoniformes; Salmonidae
Product: forkhead box protein P1-B
Exons: 21
Coding region: 786-2813 (675 amino acids)
Biological process (GO): regulation of transcription by RNA polymerase II
Cellular component (GO): nucleus
Molecular function (GO): DNA-binding transcription repressor activity, RNA polymerase II-specific; RNA polymerase II cis-regulatory region sequence-specific DNA binding
Source: RefSeq, a predicted model, not a curated record